Racocetra fulgida is the source of this 949-nucleotide messenger RNA. The record is from the annotation of a GenBank genome assembly. Lineage: Eukaryota; Fungi; Glomeromycota; Glomeromycetes; Diversisporales; Gigasporaceae.
CUUAAUUGUCGGUGGCGCCGUUGUUUGCUAUACUGCAUAUAUUCUUUACAAAGAAUACAAAGAGUUUACGGAAGUGCCACAAUUUGUUUUCAAUGACGGACCAAAAACUGAUAGAGAUACUAAAUGGCGUAAUGGUCAAACAAACGGUUACCAGAGUAGUGACGACGAGAACUUGUCUAUUGUUGGUUCUGAGGAGAAAUCUGGUAUUAGGAGAAGAAAAAGUUCAAAAGACAAAAGCCGAAGAAAUUUAAGCAAUAAAAAUCAUAGUGAUGAUGAACAAGAACUGCUGGACAGGCUAUCAUAUUUGAACGCAGUUGAGCAAGAAAUCGAACGCAAAAAACUACAAUUAGCAAAUGAAGAACGCAUCCUUAGUGAAAGAGAACGUGAGAUCGAAAAGAGAAGACAAAAUUUGUCACAAUCUACUCGUUCUAGUCGCUCAAGCUCACACUCUGACUUAUGGCAGAGUAUAAAUUCGCCGAUUGGUGUCACACACUCUAAUCAUUCUACAAUCUCCACUUCUACCGUGGAUGACGAUCAACCAUUGAUAAUUGGAAAUCCAGAUGUUAAUUCUUUGAACUCUGCCCCACCCACUGUUAAAACGACUAGUUCUGUGAGCGAAGAACGUAAUUCUCUAUCUGACUCAAUCGCUCACGCAAUCCUUACACAAGACUUAUCGCACAUCAGCUUGCAACAACAGAUGCCCGAAAUUAACCCCACAUACUUAAUUCCUGAUCCUUAUUCAGUAGCUUCUAAUUCGGCUAUUUCUUCUAAACAAAGUCCGCACAACCCGAUUCAAGAGACAGAACAACUUCAACAACAACAAUUGAUGAGAUCCGAUGUACUUCCUGAUCAGCCACCUUCCUUAUUAAAAUCUGUUCCCACAGAAGAAACAUGGUCAGAAGUUGGAUCUAUUAUCUCUGAGAAUUUUGGAAGCAUCAUGUCGUCAGUU